This is a messenger RNA of Huiozyma naganishii CBS 8797, 852 nucleotides long. It is a transcript of the gene CAP2, whose product is annotated as F-actin-capping protein subunit beta. The transcript has a single exon. Gene Ontology annotation, biological process: barbed-end actin filament capping; cell morphogenesis; actin cytoskeleton organization. Gene Ontology annotation, cellular component: F-actin capping protein complex; cytoplasm; actin cortical patch. Gene Ontology annotation, molecular function: actin filament binding. Lineage: Eukaryota; Fungi; Ascomycota; Saccharomycetes; Saccharomycetales; Saccharomycetaceae. The coding region runs from base 1 to 852 and encodes 283 amino acids. The record is from RefSeq and is a predicted model, not a curated record.
AUGUCUGACAAGCAGUACACGGCGGCGCUGGAUCUGUUGCGCAGAUUGGACCCUGACCAGACGCGUGCCAAUGUCGCGAAUCUGAUCAGUUUAGAACCAGAACUAGCGGAAGAUCUCCUUGCUGCAGUGGACACACCACUCACAGUGCAGAAGGAUCCACACGCCUCGCACAGAGAGUUCCUAUGUUGCGAUUACAACAGGGAUAUCGACUCGUAUAGGUCCCCCUGGUCAAACGAGUACGUCCCUGAACUGACCGAGGAGGACGCCCAGGAGUCUCCGUUCCCCUCGGACCCACUAAGACAACUGGAAGUGCUGUGUAACGACUCGUUCGACGUCUACAGAGAUUUGUACUACGAGGGCGGGAUCUCUAGUGUGUACCUCUGGGAUUUGGAGGACUCCACAGACGGGGACUUCGCAGGCGUCGUCCUGUUCAAGAAGACCAACGUCGGUGGUGAAUGGGACAGUAUUCACGUCGUGGAGGUUACCGCUGCAGAUGAGUCCCGUGCGGUGUACAACUACAAAGUCACCACAACGGUCAUCUUACAACUGCGUUCCGAGAAACAGAACGGGCUUGCGCUUUCAGGGAACCUGACAAGACAAUUGGAGAGAGACGCACCAGUGGCACACGCAGCGGGGGACUCCAUUGACGCAGUGCACGUCUCGCAUGUAGCUAACUUGGGGCAACUCGUCGAGGAUGUGGAGUCCCAGACGAGAAACUUGCUCGACACAGUAUACUUCGAGAAGACAAAGGAUGUGCUGCAACAGGUCAGACUCGCCAACGCGCACACGGCAGAAACUCAGUUGAACAAGAAACAACACCAGGAUGUCAUCCGUGGUCUGCAAAACCUAUGA